AUGCAGCCGCGGUCUAGCCGUAAGACGACCGGUGUGUACGGGGCGGAGCGGAUUCCUGGUAACUAUGUCAAAACUCUCACCGGCGUUGUGCGGGGCGAGGAGCUCUUCUGCCGCCCUGACUUGGAGCGGCCAUGGCGGUCAGCAGACAAGCAGCGCAGUGCUGCCACGAUUGCGCUGAAGGAAAAGGAAAUUGAGGAGCUGAUGCGACUGUGCUCGAACUUGCGAACGGAGCUGAGCAACUCCAAAAGCGACGCUCUCUUCCGGGAGUACUCGCUGACGGAGAGGACGAAGUUACAGCUGGCAGAGAAGCAAAGUGAAGUCGAUGCGCUGCAGCGGCGUGUGGAGAAGCUUGAGAAGGAGAAGAAGGAAGCUUUGACGGCCACCGAGAGCCAAAUCCGACUUCUUCGCUCGCAGGCGGAGAACGAGGCUCUUUGCUUCAAGAACGAAGCACGCCUCGCCACUGAGCGCUGCGCUGAACUUGUCAAAUCCUUCCAGAAGCAGCUCGAGGACGUCAAGGCAGCUGGUGUGCGUGAGGUAGAGUUUGUGGAAGCCCACUUCACAGCAAGGAUUGAUGAAGUUACUAUGGAGCUGAAGUCGGUGCGUGAGUCAAGCAAGGCCCUGGAGGAUCAUUACCGUGAGGUGGAGGCGCAGUCGUCGAACAUGGUCCAUCGUAUCGAGGCUGAUUACAAGGAGAGGCUGCGGUCAUUGGAGCAGCGCAUUGAGGAGCAGCGGAGCGAGUACGAGGUCCAGCUUGCCAAGGAGCGAAAGGAAAAGGAGACGGCGCUUGGGGAGUCGAAGAGAACGACCGAAAAGCUCGCCGUGCUGAUCGCUGACAGGGAGGAAGUGCUCCAGAAACAGAAGCUGUGGAACAGCUACAUCCUCUCCCACCUGGACACCUUCUAUCAUGGCGUCAUCGCGGUCGCCCCUGAGUUAGCGGUGGAUGCGACUGGUGUGCAGCUUCAGCAGGUGCCGGAGCUUUACACCCCGCGCUGCGUCCUCGAAGAUCCAGAGUCUAAGGUAAAUGUGGAGCGUGUAGCGUAUCGCGUUGCGCAACUGAAGCUGUUGGACUUACCGUCACUAGGAAAGGUGGUACCUUGCCACGGCGCCAAGUUGCCGAGUGCAGCUCAGCUUGACCAAGUGGUGGAAAGUCAGGAGCGUCUACAGCGUGCUCUGCGCGAGCUCGAGGACCAGCAAAGGGAACUGGAGGCGACUGUUAGCAGCUUCACUUCGCGCCUGUACUUCUUCAGUGACAAUCUGGAGGAAUCGCUGCGCCGCGGCCCCAGUCCCGUUCCACCGCCGCUGCGCAAUGUUGUCUUUGUCUGCCUGUGCGUUCCGCAUGGACGGGUACUGUGGCUCGCGGACACGGAGCUGAUGCGGACAUCAGUGCAGCUACUGUACAGCACUCUGCGGCUGAAGAUGGGUGAGUAUGGCGGCCACGAAUGCUACAGCGACGACGUAUCGAUGCUACUCGCGUUCGCUGAUGCGACAGCCGCGUGUCGCUUUUGCAUUGAGAGUCAGGAGUGGCUCAUGAGGCUCCCCUGGCCGGCUGCCCUUCUGCAGCUGCCGGAGGCACGGGAAGAGCAUUCUGGCAGCGGGCGGUUGGUGUAUCGGGGCCUGCGCGUCUCCAUGGCACUCCAUGCGGGUGAGGCCUACGUGGAGCCGUCUGGCAUCCCGUUGAACAGAAUGUACCGCAACCACUACUACGGCAAGGCAGUCUCACAACUGGUGCACCUUUGCUCUCUCGCGCAAGGUGGCCAGAUCAUUGCUUCCAUCGCGGCAUGGAACCUGUGCGUGCGGAGGAGGCACGAACUCGGUGCAAUAGCGGCCAAGAGCCUGGGCACACUCCCUAUUGUUUCCUUCAACAGCCAGUCAGGCAUUCAGGAGAAGCAGAGCAUUGAGCUCCUGCAGAUUCUUCCGAUGGAGCUCGAAGGCCGCAGUUUUGAACCUCCGGGUAAGGCAGCCAUCUCCCCGGUGUCUUCCCUCACCGGCGUGAAAGAGUCCGUCCUAGCCGCCGAGGUGGCCGCCGUAGACGCGCAGCGCGAGCGGGUACACGAUGCACUCAUCCUUCUGCGGGAGGAGUGCAACAGCAUUCAGAGUAGCAUGAGCAGCCUCACAGCGCGCGCGCGAGCGACUCUGCCGCACUUUCACCUCCUGCCACCGUCGGAAAUGGUUACUCAGAUGAACGAUUUGUACAGCGUCAUGGAGAAGGUGGCCAUGCGGGUCGAGAACCUCUACGGUGACUUGCAGGGAGUUGCACAUGCACAAGAGGAGUUGAAUGAACAGGCACGGGGUAUCAAAGACUACUUCCAGCUGCAGGAAAGGUCCGCGGCACGCGAAGAUGACCUUCGCACAGAAACGGAAGCAGUGCGGCGAAACCUUGGUCAUGCGCUCCAGCUGGAGAAGGACCGACACCGCGCCGAGAAGGAGCGCCUUCAGCUCGCACUUGAGGAUCGAGAGCAGCUGAUCCGCAACGUGUAUCAGAAAUUCCAGUCUAGCACGACUGGAACACACUACGAACCUUGA
Molecule: messenger RNA, 2523 nt
Organism: Leishmania braziliensis MHOM/BR/75/M2904
Lineage: Eukaryota; Euglenozoa; Kinetoplastea; Trypanosomatida; Trypanosomatidae
Exons: 1
Coding region: 1-2523 (840 amino acids)
Source: RefSeq, a predicted model, not a curated record